Exophiala bonariae is the source of this 1083-nucleotide messenger RNA. RefSeq lists its product as uncharacterized. The transcript is spliced from 3 exons. Bases 1 to 1083 code for a protein of 360 amino acids. Lineage: Eukaryota; Fungi; Ascomycota; Eurotiomycetes; Chaetothyriales; Herpotrichiellaceae. Gene Ontology annotation, molecular function: oxidoreductase activity. The record is from RefSeq and is a predicted model, not a curated record. Gene Ontology annotation, cellular component: mitochondrion.
AUGCGAGGCUGGCAGCACACGACCCGAGGCCUGCCUUCACAGGUCCUCACACUCUCCGACUCACUCGCCCUCCCCACACUCACAUCGCCAACUCAGGCACUGAUAAAAGUGCACCACGCCGCGCUCAACCCGGCCGGCUCGAUCUUCAUGCAACUCUGCCCGGGCAUCCUGCGCCGCAAACCCUGCAUCCCGGAGAUGGACUUCAGCGGUGAGAUUGUCAGCGUCGGCGCGGCUGUGCCGUUGACGCGAGGCUUCGAGCCCGGCGUCCAGGUGUUCGGCAGUGUUUCCGUCGCCGAGCAUCUGAGGGGUCAAGGGUCGUUGUGUGAGUUUCUCGUCGUGGAUAGUGACGGCGUGGAGCUUAAGCCCGGGAAUGUCUCGAUGGUGGAGGCUGCAGGGUUGGGGAUCGCUGGGUGCACCGCGCUGGCGGUGUUGGAUGCGGCGGUGGCGAAGGGGCUGGCGAAGGGGAUGAGGGUGUUGAUUAAUGGGGCCGCUGGGGGAAUUGGGUGUUUUGUUACGGAGAUGGUUCGUGAUAGGGUUGGGAAGGGAGGGUAUAUUGUUGCGAUCUCUUCGGGAGACAAGGUGGACUUGCUGAGGGAGCUGGGUGCGGACGAGGUGUUGGACCGCAAAUCCGUCCCCUCGGUGUCAUCGCACCUGACAGAAAACCACGCCGAGCAGCCAUUCGAGAUGAUCAUCGACGCCUACGGUGUGCAAGAGCUCUACAACAACAGUGCGGCCUUCCUGAAACCCGACGGACACUUCGUCACCGUCGGCAUCGCCUUCACGGAGUACAGCUACGGAAGCAUGGCUGUCGCCGUCAGGGAUAUGCUGUGGAAUGUCGUCUGCUCUGCAUGGGGUGGUUCUGGGAGCAGACGAUACGUCCAAGUCGCUUCGGCGUGUAAUCUGGACAGCCUGGAGAGGUUGAGGGUUUUGUGUGAGGAUCGGGCCUUGCGCGUGCCGAUUGAUUCCCAGUGGGCGUUUGAAGAUGCUCUAAAGGCUUAUGAGAGGAUGGUCAGUCGUAGUGCCAAGGGUAAGAUUGUCGUCAAUGUGCUGAAAGAUGUGCUUGUUGCGGAGGGACGGGACUGA